Messenger RNA from Archocentrus centrarchus (flier cichlid), 1146 nucleotides. RefSeq names its product 5-hydroxytryptamine receptor 1B. Gene Ontology annotation, molecular function: G protein-coupled serotonin receptor activity. Gene Ontology annotation, cellular component: plasma membrane. NCBI's taxonomy places the organism in Eukaryota, Metazoa, Chordata, Actinopteri, Cichliformes, Cichlidae. The record is from RefSeq and is a predicted model, not a curated record. Gene Ontology annotation, biological process: bone remodeling; positive regulation of MAPK cascade; regulation of behavior.
AUGGAGAAUGCCAGUCAGCUCAAACCGACGCCUGUCAUCUACGGAGAGCUGUUGAACAUCUCCACCAACGACACCCAUGCCAAUUUCACGGCGAAAGCGGAGCCGAAGGACACUAACGUGGCUUUCCAGGCGGGUCUCGCCGUGACCUUAGCGCUCAUAACUUUGGCCACGACGCUUUCAAACGCGUUCGUCAUCGCCACGAUUUACCAGUCCCGAAAAUUACACACGCCGGCAAACUUUCUGAUCGCGUCCCUGGCGGUCACGGACCUCCUGGUGUCCAUUUUGGUGAUGCCCAUCAGCGCGCUGUACACGGUGAGCCAGACGUGGACGCUGGGGCAGGUGGUCUGUGACAUCUGGCUCUCCUCGGAUAUAACGUGCUGCACCGCGUCCAUUCUGCACCUGUGCGUAAUCGCGCUGGACCGCUACUGGGCUAUCACGGACGCGGUGGAGUACUCCAAGAAGCGCACCCCGGCGCGCGCAGCAGGGAUGAUCGCCACCGCCUGGGUGAUCGCCAUCUCCAUCUCCCUGCCGCCUUUCUUCUGGCGCCAGGUGAAGGCGGAGGAGGUGACGAGCUGCAACGUGAACACUGACCACAUUUUCUACACCAUCUACUCCACCUUCGGCGCGUUCUACAUCCCCACGCUGCUGCUCAUCGCCCUGUACGGGAGGAUUUACGUGGAAGCCCGAAAGCGCAUCCUGAAGCAGGCGCACAACAAGCCGGGGAAGAGACUCACCUCGGCGCACCUGAUCACCAUCCCCGGCUCGGUGGCGUCCACCACGUCCCUGAAUUACGGGACCAACGACUCCUCCUCCUGUGACACUACCUCGUCCGCGAACGUGAGCCAAGUCAAAGUCACUGUGUCCGACGCGCUGCUGGAGAAGAAGCGGAUCUCCGCCGCCAGGGAGAAGAAGGCGACCAAAACUUUGGGAAUAAUCCUCGGAGCCUACAUCAUAUGCUGGCUCCCGUUUUUCAUUUACACUCUUUUAGCUCUGUGCGAGUCCUGCUUCCACCCGGAGUUAUUUGACAUUUUCACCUGGCUCGGUUACCUCAACUCCUUAAUCAACCCCAUCAUUUACACCAUGUCCAACGAGGACUUCAAGCAGGCUUUCCACAAACUCAUUCGGUUCAGAUGCUUCAGGGCAUGA